GUGCCAGUGAGAGCGUGGGGAAGCACAUGCUGGAGGCAUGCAACAACAACCUGGAGAUGGCUGUGACCAUGUUCCUGGAUGGAGGAGGCAUCGCGGAGGAGCCGAGCACCAGCUCCGCGGGGGUGUCUGCCGGCCGCCCCCACACCGAGGAGGAAGUACGAGCUCCCAUCCCUCAAAAGCAAGAGAUUCUGGUGGAGCCUGAGCCCUUGUUUGGAGCCCCCAAGAGACGUCGACCCGCGCGCUCCAUAUUCGACGGCUUCCGGGAUUUCCAGACGGAAACCAUCCGGCAGGAGCAGGAGCUCCGGAACGGAGGGGCAGUGGAUAAGAAGCUCACGACUCUCGCAGACCUCUUCAGGCCUCCCAUUGACCUGAUGCACAAAGGCAGCUUUGAAACGGCCAAGGAGUGUGGUCAGAUGCAGAACAAAUGGCUCAUGAUAAACAUUCAGAACGUGCAGGAUUUUGCUUGUCAGUGUCUCAACCGUGACGUGUGGAGCAAUGAGGCUGUGAAGAACAUCAUCAGGGAGCACUUCAUCUUCUGGCAGGUGUACCACGACAGUGAGGAGGGGCAGCGCUACAUACAGUUCUAUAAGUUAGCUGACUUCCCCUAUGUCUCCAUCCUGGAUCCCAGGACAGGCCAGAAACUAGUGGAGUGGCACCAGCUAGAUGUGACUUCUUUCCUGGACCAAGUGACCGGAUUCCUGAGUGAGCAUGGGCAGCUGGAUGGCCACUCCACCAGCCCACCCCAGAAGUGCUCUCGCUCAGAGAGCCUCAUCGAUGCCAGUGAGGACAGCCAGCUGGAAGCUGCUAUCAGGGCCUCCCUGCAGGAGACACACUUUGAUUCCUCCCAGGCCAAGCAGGAGAGUCGCUCGGAUGAGGAGUCAGAGUCAGAGCUCUUUUCUGGGAGCGAAGAGUUCAUUUCGGUGUGCGGAUCCGAGGAGGAGGAGGAGGCAGAGAUUCCUGCCAAGCUCAGAAAGUCUCCACACAAGGACUUGGGGUACAAAAAGGAGGAGAGCCGGAGGCCUCAGCCUGAGCCCUCUGCAAGGACUGAGCCUGGGCCCACAGCAAACCACAGAGCACUGCCCUGCGCGGACGCAGCGACGCCGGAGCCGUCGCCUGACAAGCCUGAGAGCUCGUGUCGGGGCCUCGAUGCCAACGGACCAAAGGCACAGCUGAUGCUAAGGUAUCCAGAUGGAAAGAGGGAACAAGUUUCACUGCCUGAGCAAGCUAAACUUCUGGCCCUGGUGAAACACGUGCAGUCCAAAGGGUACCCCAACGAGCGCUUCGAACUGCUCACCAACUUCCCCCGGAGGAGACUCUCCCACCUGGACUAUGAGAUCACGUUACAGGAGGCAGGCCUGUGUCCUCAAGAGACUGUCUUUGUGCAGGAAAGGAAUUAGCACCGUGGCCUGAGUUCUCCCAGCCUUCCUCCCCUCUCCUCUUUGCCUGGGACACCAAUCCUGAAAUAUGCAGUUAAGGGUCAUAGGAU
This is a messenger RNA of Acanthisitta chloris (rifleman), 1486 nucleotides long. It is a transcript of the gene UBXN7, whose product is annotated as UBX domain protein 7. The record is from RefSeq and is a predicted model, not a curated record. Gene Ontology annotation, cellular component: nucleus. NCBI's taxonomy places the organism in Eukaryota, Metazoa, Chordata, Aves, Passeriformes, Acanthisittidae. Gene Ontology annotation, biological process: proteasome-mediated ubiquitin-dependent protein catabolic process. The annotation marks the transcript as partial. Gene Ontology annotation, molecular function: ubiquitin binding. The transcript has 10 exons.